Molecule: messenger RNA, 2634 nt
Organism: Linum trigynum
Lineage: Eukaryota; Viridiplantae; Streptophyta; Magnoliopsida; Malpighiales; Linaceae
Source: the annotation of a GenBank genome assembly
ACUGUCCUUUAGCAAGGAAACGCAUCUCUCUCUUAUUAUGUUUUUUGAUUUGGCGUUUUAGUAUGGUGACUAGAAUCUUCAAGCAGACAUCAUUUAAAGUCAUAUUUUCCCUCUGCAUUUCAGGUGGGCUGCUGCUUCUGGUGGUCAGAUUUCCCUCAACUCAAUUAUUCUCCCUGCUGCACUCUACUUUUGGCAAAUCCCCCAUUUCAUGGCACUUGCAUAUAUGUGUCGGCAUGACUAUGCUGCUGGAGGGUAGGUACACAGCUGAUAACUAAUAUGGAUGGAUUUCAUUUUCUAGGUUAAGAAAUUUGAAUUGAAUAAGAUCAAGCAAAUAUCCAUGGUAGUUGCAUUUCCAAGAAGCAAGGUGGCCAGAUUCCCUGAUUUUGUUGAUCCACUGCCAUCUAUCAUUCAAAAAGUUGACUUACUACAUUGAGGAGAUGAGCUAUGUCUUGUGUGGAUUGAGUUGUAUUAUCAUAUGUUCAGGGUCUUUGUGCUUGUACAUGAUCUCAUAGCAUUCAAUGUUCUUGCUUUUUUGGGUAAUACCAGUUCCCCUCAAUUUUGCUUUUUUAGGUACAAGAUGCUCUCCCUUGCCGACACCACUGGCCGAAGAACUGCCCUGGUGGCGUUGAGGAAUUGCAUUUAUCUGGUUCCUUUGGGGUUUAUGGCGUAUGAAUGUGAGUUGUGGCUAUCUGAAAAUCGUAACCUUACAUCUGUCUUGAAUGUGUCUCAUUCUUACUCCAUGGCUGUGCAUGCUUCAUGCGUAUAUCAUAUUUUACGUUACAUAUGAUCCAUGUUGAUUCAUCCAAAUCAAGUUCAGUCUUGAAUUUGAAACGGUAGUACUGUGCCAACUUCAAGAUUUCUGGCGUCUGGCUCGAUUUUGAUAUUCUCCUCCGUGAUCUUAUAGUGUUCAUAUAAAAUUUUAGUGUUUCACUUGAGCUGUAUUUCAGUCUCACUAUACAAUCUCGGGGUAUGGUGAAUGCAGGGGGUAUGGCUUCUGGGUGGUUUUGUCUGGAAUCAUCGGUUCUGACCCUAGCAAUUGCUGCAUCGGCAUUUUCAUUCUACCGGGAACCAACAACAGAGAAGGCAAGGAAGAUGUUUCAUGCCAGCCUUCUAUACCUUCCCAUAUUCAUGGCCGGGAUUCUCCUUCACCGACAAACAGAGAUGUCAACUGACGAGCUUCCAUCUUCCAUGACUGCGGAAAUUGAAGAUAGGGAAGGCUUGAGAAGCAGAAACCAGGCAAAGAAGAAGGAACAACUGGAUGGUUCAGAUUUUGGCUCACGAGUCCGCGCACCAGUAGCUUAUGCUUCUGUUGCACCUUUCCCUUUCCUUCCGGCCCCUUCAUAUGCAUAUUAUUCAUAGUUUUUGUGGAAUUUUUUUGGCGCUUCUCAACACUUCACCUUGCAGAAAAUCUGGCAAUAAUCUAUUAUGGGUGUCCAUCCUUGGAUCAUUAUAGUAACACUUUUUUUUUUGGGUUCUCUACUACUAUUGUGGGAAUGCUCCUUAUUGGACCAACUUCUUUUUAAACCUGAUAAAUGCAUGGAAAGAAAUGCUAGUCCCUGAUUUUGCUGCCUGCCCUUGGUGCCUUUCUUCCUGGGUUUAGAGUUGUGGUGGUAAUAUGGUAACUGUUAAUUCUCUCUUCUAUGUUACCUCUUAUAAUUUUUCAUAUGUGAUAUGACUCGAUCGUCGGAGCAUCCUUCUGAACUCCGAUCUGAGAAAACUAGAUGCCCGGUGCACGACUCUCUUGUUCGUUCCUUUCUCGAGAUCUUUACCCCGAUUCCUAUGUAAGCUUAUGUGAGUCGAUCUUCGGAGUAUCUUUCAGAAGUUCGAUCUGAGAACCGGGAUAUCUGGUCCUCUACUCUUUAUGUUCGUUGCUUGAGAACCUAACCCAAACCCCUCUAAAUUUUUAUACAGUACUUUCAUCUUUAUGGUACAUAUCUCACAGGUAACUAGAAAGCAACAGAGAGAAGCAUAUUGAAGAUAAUGAAUUUGGAACGAGAUGGAAUCAUAAUCCAUUAAUGCCAUUGCCAUAGCAGCUACAUGCAUUCCAUCAAUGACCAACAUUGCUCCCUACACAGACAAGAUAGAACAGUGUACUACUCUGUCUUCACCUUUUGACCAAAAGAAUCCCAUCUCUUCUCUAUGUCCCAUUUCAUUCCAUUCAACCCUUAUAUUCUGUUACCACACCAGAAGAAGCCAAACUUGAUAUCUGUAACAACCAUUGAAACUGGUGAUUCAUUUCUGUUUGCCCGACUUUCCAUAUCUCUCUACUCAGAGCUAUCUUGACUUUUCUGGUUUGCUCUUUGGGCUUUCUUGGAGAGGUAUGCAUCACUUUUACAUAAGUCGUCACUAACUUUGAGCUCAAUAAUAAAUCGAUUACGAAGUUAAGAUGUUCAAUACACUCAUGAUUGACACUUAAAAUUGUUCUGCUAGUUUUUUCGUCUCAGUCGUGCAUUUUCACAUAUUACUUUAUCAAGAUUAAUGACAAAACAGGUAGUUUGCACCCCUUAAAGUCUUCGAGUCGUGGAGGAAAUGAUUAGUUUGACUUCACAUAAUAUUUGGUUUGGAAUAGGAACAAGUAAACGAAUUCGAAUUCAAAUUGAUCUCCCGCAUAAACUAUAAAGAAUCUAUGUGAAA